AUGGGGUUGGUGCGUACCAUAGGGUUGGUGUGUGUACCAUGGGGUUGGUGUGUGUACCGUGGGGUUGGGUUUUAUGUGUACCAUAGGGUUGGUGUGUGUACCAUGGGGUUGGUGUGUGUACCAUGGGGUUGGUGUGUGUACCGUGGGGUUGUGUGUGUACCAUGGGGUUUUAUGUGUACCAUAGGGCUGGCUCUGGUUCAGGAGGCGACCAACAAGAACCAGGACUUCCAGAACGCCAGUCAGUCCCUGGACUUCUUCCUCUUUAAUCUGCCCAGCAACACCAUCAAACCCACCGACGACUCGGCUCAGAUCUCUGCCAAACUCUACUCGCAGAAGAGAGUGGUGGAGGACAUCCAGAAGAAGUCUGCAGAUCUGGACCGGGUCAAAGAUCUGUCCCAGGAUCUACAGAACCUCCUCUAUACGUACGAGUCCAAGUCCAGCACGUACCGUGACAUUCUGUGUCCGGACCAGGACGAAGACGAUGAAGGCGAUGACGAAGAGGAAGUUCUCUCUUUGAAGAAAAGACAGACGUCCACCAUGGCCCAAGCUGUGCAGAAACAGGAACAAGAUUUACUGAACUUAUACUCUGAAGUAUCGGCCAAGAACACCCAGCUCCUCAACCAGCUGAACACCACCAAGAACAUCAAGGACAGGAAUGAGGACAUGGUCAAUCACGUAGUGGUCAUCCAACAAGAGCAGUUGCAGAGUCAGCAGAAAGACCUGGAGGCCAGUAGUAGCCUGAAGAGAGAACUUAGUGAAGAGACAGCCCGACGAAUGCGAGUAGAGACCGACUUUGACACCUACACCAAGAGGUUCAUGUCUCUGAAGAGCCGGAGGGGUGUGGAGCGGGUGGAGGAGAAAGAGGUGGUUAAGUACUACAGAGACCCCAAGCUCGAGGUAGAACUGGAGGCUUUGAGAAGAAAGAUCCAGGAAGAGUCCACAAAGAGGACCAGAACUCGCUCCGAAAUUGAGAUCAUGACCCAGAGGAUGACCAAACUCCAAGUGGAGAUUAGCAGAAUUGAACCCAAGCUGAUCACCAAGGUCUUGACAGAGUACGAAAGAGACCCAGCACUGGACCGCGAAGCUACAAGGAUCAAGGAGGAGAUGGAGAGGAUCCGCCUGAUGGUCCAGACACAAGACUCUGAAAAGAUCCAUGUCAAGACUGAGCUCACAGUACUGGCCCAGCAGAAGCCAAAGAUCAGGGAAAAGGUGGUGAAGAAGGAGGUGGUGCGACUGGAGAAGGAUCCAGAGAUGCUUAAGUCCGUCCUGAUCUUCCAGAACGAGCUGGCGGACGAGGAAUCCAGGUGCCAGAUGAUCAACGAGAACAUCUUCAGCGUGCGCAGCGAAAUCAAUAAUCUGGAGAGGGUCAUCCCCACAAUCCAGCCAAAGAUAGUGAGCAAAGUGGUCAAGAAGGUGGAGCAGGACCCGGAGCUCCUGGAGGAGUCCAAGAAACUGCGCAUCGCCCUGGAGGAGGAGAAGGAUGAGAAUGUGAUCCUCAUGAAGGACCUGAGAACACUUCAGCUGCGCUACAGUGAAGUGGAGAGAAUGGUGAACAAAGUGGAGAUGAAGGAGAUCCUCCACGAGCUGUACAGAGUGGAUCCAGAGACGGAGGUGGAGCUUGUGCGCCUGAGAAAAGAGCUACAGGACCUGCACCGUAACCGCUCAGAGACCGACAAGGAGAUCCUCACAAUCACCUCAACACUGUCCACGCUACGGGCCCAGAAACCGAUGGUAGAGUACAAAGAAGUGACCCAGGAGGUGAUCAAACAAGAGAAGAGCCCCGAGGUACAGAGGGAGCUCCAGAGGCUCAGCCACCAGGUGUCCCGUCUCCAAAGCAACGUGGACUCCACUCUGGAGCUGCUGAUACGCCUACGCAAAGAGAGAGACACACUGAGAGAGGAGAGGUCCAAGGUAGAAACCAAGCUAGUUACAAGGGAACAGAUCAAUUAUGAAGAUGACCCCAUGCUCCUGAAAGAGGCUGACAGGCUGAGGAGGAACCUGAGGGAAGAGAUUCACCAACGCAGAACUCUAGAAGAGUCGCUCUUUGACAUCCAGAACAUAUACAUCACCCUGGAGCGGCAAAAGCCUGAGGAGAAGAUCAUCACCAAGGAGGUUGUGCGCCUUCAAAAGGAUCCCAAACAGAUCCUGGAAUACGAGAAGCUCAACAAGAGCAUGGAUGACGAGCUGAAAGCCAGAAGAAAGCUGGAGCAGGAAGUACGUCAGCUCCGCGUGCUGGUCCAGGAGAAGGAGAGCAUGCUGGCUCAGAUGGACGACAGACAGAAGAGGAUCCAGAUAGAAGGGGAACUGCGGCGGAUAAAGACUCGCAUUCUGGAGCUCGAGACCGCUGUGCAACCAGUCGAAGAAAAGAUAAUUAUUGAGGAGGUUCUGAAGGUAGAGAGGGAUCCCAAGCUGGAGAAACUCACCGAUGGCAUACGUCUGAAUUUAGAAACUGAGGGCAAUGAAUUAAGCCGACUGGAACGAGAAAUACGCAACCUCAGGAUCAAACUGGAAAUAUUGCAGAAGGAGAAAUCCACAGAGAAGGUGGUGUACAGAGAGGUGGUGCGUGUGGAGAAAGACCCCACCGUGGAGGCACAGAGGGACCACCUCAGGGAACAAGUGUCCCAGGAGAGAAACAAGAGACGUGAUGUGGAGGACUCUCUGCAGAGCUUCACCCUCAAGAUCAACCAGCUGGUGUCAUCCAAGUCUGUGGUCACUCAGGAGGAGACCAUACUGACCACCAGCAGGGAAGCACUUCAGAGAGAGAAAGAGGAUCUCCUACGGCAACUCAAGGCCCUGGAGAUUCAACGGCAGAGCAUCAGCAUCACCUUCCAGCAACAGUCCAAACUUGUCAGUGAGAGGAACUUGAUGGCACGCCAGAGGAGUCUCAAGACCAACUCUGAGAUCCAACGACUAGAGAAGGACAUCUUGACCGAGAAAGACAUCAUCCAUCAGCGGGAAAAGAUUAUAAUUGAGCUCCAGAACAGCAUCCAGGCAGAGGACCAUUCUGAAACUCACACCAGAGAGACCAACAUGUCAACUAAAGUGACCAUUUUGGAUCCAGAAACGGGCAAAAGCUUGUCGCCGUAUGAUGCCUACCUACUGGGUCUGCUCAGCCGAGAGCAGUACAUCCACCUGGCUGAGCUGGAGUGUGACUGGGAGGAGAUCACCUCCACCGGGCCAGAUGGGGACACCACCAUUCUGCAGGACCGCAAGAGUGGAAAACAAUACUCUGUGAAGGAUGCGAUGCUGUCCGGGCGCGUCACCACUUACGACCUGAGCCGGUACAAGGAAGGCAAGAUGCCCAUCUCCGAGUUUGCUCUUCUUGUGGCAGGAGACACCCGACCCACCCCUGUUCCUCCACUGCUGCCACCUCAAUCCCCGAUACUCAGGUCUCCCACCAAAACUGUGCCCAGCUCUCUGCUCCCCCUCACCCCCACUUCCAGGACCAGGCUGUCCUCCUAUGGCAGCCUUACCAACCUCAACAACCACCUGAGCUCCAGUAAUCAGAACUUGUCCACCUCCACUGCAGGAGAUGAGUUCUUCCCCAUCUCUGGUAUUUAUGACAACACGACCGACAGCCGCAUGUCGGUGAGGAGUGCCCUCACCAGGAAAAUCCUGGAUGCAGAUACGGCUCUGAAGCUGCUGGAGGCUCAGGCGGCUAGUGGAGGCAUCGUGGACCUCAUGAAGAAGGACAAACUGUCAGUGCACAAAGCCGUGCAGCAGGGCCUCAUCGACCAGUCCCAGAUGUACAAGCUGCUCAAUGCCCAGAAGGCCUUCACCGGAGUGGAGGACCCCAUGACCAAGGAGCGCCUGGCCGUGGGGCCGGCUGCUCAGAAGGGCUACAUACCUGAGGAGAACGCCAAGAGGUACAUGGAAGCACAGUACCUGACCGGAGGCCUGGUGGACCCCGCCAAAGCUGGACGGCUGUCCAUCAAAGAGGCUCUGGAUUCUAAACUCAUCAGUGACAACAUGGCCAAACAGCUCCAAGACGAGACUCGCCACUUAAAGGAGCUCCAAGACCCCAUCACCAAAGAGAACAUCACCUACAAACAGGCCAUGGAGCGCUGUAAGAAGGACGUGACCACAGGCCUGCUGCUGCUGCCUGCGGCCUCCACUGAGAACAACGCUCCAUCCUACUCCAACUUCAAGUUUGCCUCUGCCACCAGAGUCACCGCUUCCUGA
Knipowitschia caucasica is the source of this 4182-nucleotide messenger RNA. Lineage: Eukaryota; Metazoa; Chordata; Actinopteri; Gobiiformes; Gobiidae. The record is from the annotation of a GenBank genome assembly.